Oenanthe melanoleuca is the source of this 1056-nucleotide messenger RNA. RefSeq names its product spermatogenesis-associated protein 16-like. Gene Ontology annotation, cellular component: Golgi apparatus. The transcript is spliced from 9 exons. Lineage: Eukaryota; Metazoa; Chordata; Aves; Passeriformes; Muscicapidae. The record is from RefSeq and is a predicted model, not a curated record. Gene Ontology annotation, biological process: spermatogenesis.
AUGGGCAGGCAUAUCUUCAACAUCGUCAACCAGAGCAAGCUGCUCAAAGCCCCGUCCAAGGAGGCCCAGCAGCUUGGACUGAGCCAGCAGUUCCCUUCCCACAUAUUUCCUCAACAGGAACCUUCCUCAGUAGCCCCUGAGGUUUGCGGUAAAGGCUUUGCUACACAGGAUCCCUUGAAGUGCUCUCCAGAUGAUCUUUCCAGGCUUGCCAGCUGGAUCGAGUCAAAGCUCGUCAUCUGCUACUUAAAACUGGGAAAUCCCAGUCUAACCUUGUCCAUCCCUCUUGUCUCCCCAGGGUGCAUCAUUCAGAACCCCUCUCACUUCUGCAAUCACCUACGCCAAGCCGCCUGCUUUCAGUGCCUGCACAGAUACUUGGAGGCUGCCAGAAGCGCCACGGUGGCACAGUGUCUGUAUGUCCUGGCCGAAGGAGCGGGGCUGGAGACCAGUGACCUCCUCCAGCUGUAGUGGCAGGCUAUGACUGAAGAAGACCUCAGUGGAGAAAUUUCUUUUUCUGUUCUGUACACACCUUUUGAGAAAGAGGACAAGGCUGACAAAAUAAAGGAGGCCAACAAAACUUUUGCUGAGAGGCACCCUGAAGACGUGCAGCACAUUUUUCCCUAUGCAGAUCUGCAUGGAAUUCACCUUUUGCCAGAGACAGCUGUAUUUCAUCCUGGCCAGCAGUACUUACUCACUCUGGGCUUCAGAAACAAAGAGUUUGGAAAAACCUUGGAAAAGUUUGUAACUCAAAAGCUGCCAAUCUUUCCAGGCCAGAAAAUAACUUUCAGUCCCAGCAUGGAGGAAGAAGCAGAACCACUUUGGCAGAGCACUGGGAAAAGGAUCAUGGCAGCCGUGGCUUUUAUAGGAAGCACCAAGAUCAAGGUGAGACAAGCAUGCCUGUGUGCUGGGGCCAUUGAGCAGUUCCACCACACCACCCUGCUCAGCCACCUGCAGAGAGGGGAGCAAUAGGCCCAAGUGAUGACCCAGGCGAUGGCUGAGCUGACAACUGUUCCCUACCUGCAGAGAGUCUCUCAGGAGAAAGGGAAACACAACAAAUAG